AUGUCUUCCUCUACCAAAAUGCAUGACGUAUUUCUUAGCUUUAGAGGAGAGGACAUCCGUACCACCUUCGUUAGCCAUCUUCACAAUGCUCUGAAUAAGGUCAAACUAAUCAGAACAUUCAUAGAUUAUAAUCUUCAAAGAGGAGAAGAUGUUUGGCCAAAGCUUUCCCAAGCAAUCGAGGACUCGCAUAUAUCGGUUGUUAUUUUCUCAGAAAAUUAUGCUACCUCGAAAUGGUGCUUGGAAGAACUCGACAAAAUACUCCAAUGGAGAAAAUGUCAUGGUCAAGUUGUUUUACCUGUUUUCUAUCACACGGAUCCAUCACACGUCAGGCAACAGAAGGGUAGUUACGAGAUAGCAUUCGCCAAACAUGAGCGAGAUUUUGGGGACAAAGACAGGGAAUCCAACAAACAAAGAGUACAUAGGUGGAGAACUGCUCUCACUGAAGCAGCCAAUAUAUCUGGAUGGGACUCACGAAACUAUAUGGAAGAGCCUCAACUCAUCGAGAACAUUGUCAAUGAUGUAUUGCAAAAACUGGAAUUGAGGAAACCUAGAGAACUGAAAGGCAUUGUAAUUGAAAAAAAUUGUAGCAAUGUUGAAUCAUUAAUGAAAAUAAUUCGAAAAAUUGGAAUUUGGGGCAUGGGCGGGGUAGGUAAGACGACCAUUGCUAAAGUCUUGUUUGCCAAACUCUUUCCCCAAUAUGACAAUAUCUGCUUUGUGGACAAUGCAAGAGAAUUUUCCCCUAGUAAGCUUCACUUUGAGCUAUUCAAGGAAGAAAUUUCCUCAUCUAAUGUUGUAGGAUCCUCAUUCAACAUGAGGAGGCUCACUGGCAAAAAAGUUUUCAUAGUACUUGAUGACAUGGAUAAUUUAGACCAAAUUGAAUAUUUGUGUAAAGAGUACCGUUACUUAAGUCCCGAUAGUAGACUCAUUAUAACAACAAGAGAUCGGCAAUUGCUUCAUGGAAGAGUUGAUUUCAUAUACGGGGUCGAGGAAUGGGAGCGUACAGAAUCUCUGAAGUUUUUUUGCUCAAAAGCCUUCAAACAAAGCAAACCCCAAAGUGGUUUUGAGGAUCUCUCAAAAAUGGCAGUUGAUUAUGCAGGGGGAGUUCCAUUAGCUCUUGAAGUUUUGGGUUCAUAUCUUCAUUUGAAAAGUGCUAAAUUUUGGAAAAGUACUCUCAGAAAACUCAACGAUUAUCCUGAUAAGAAAAUUCAAAGCGUGUUAAGAGUGAGCUAUGAUGAUGGAUUAGAUGCUCUACAGAAGAAGAUUUUUCGAGACAUAGCAUUUUUUUUCCAAGGAAAAGAGAAAGAUCAUGUCCAAUCAAUUCUAGAUGCCUGUGGUUUCGAAGCAAGUAGCGGAUUAGAAGUCCUUGAAGACAAAGCUUUGAUAACUAUUUCACAUAGCAAUGGAAUACAAAUGCACAACUUGCUACAAAUAAUGGGUUUGGAAAUAGUACGCAAAGAAGAUGAAAAUAAUCCCGGAAGACGUAGCCGAUUGAGGGAUAGUGAAGCUCGUGAAGUAAUUGAGAAAAACAAGGGGACUGAUGCAAUUGAAGGCAUAACAUUAGAUUUGUCUCAAAUUAAAGAUUUGCGUUUGCCUAUUGACACAUUCACAAAGAUGGAAGCCUUAAGAUUUCUUAAAUUAUAUAUUCCUUCGGGUCAGAUACGUUCUAAUAAUACAUACAUCGACCUUCCUACAGUUCUUAAGCCAUUUUCUGACAAACUGAGGUAUGUUGAGUGGACUGGAUACCCAUUUGAGUCUCUUCCAUCACCUUUUCGUGCUAAUUUGCUUGUGGAGAUUCGCAUGCCGCACAGUAAUGUUAAACAACUUUGGCAGGGGACACAGGAACUUGAUAAUUUGGAGGGAAUUGACCUAAGUGAAUGCAAACAGUUUUUAUUCCUUCCGGAUUUGUCUAAGGCUUCAAGACUUAAAUGGGUGAAUCUCUCCGGUUGUGAGAGUUUGUGUGAUCUUCAUGAUUCUGUUUUAUCGGCCGAUACACUUGUUACUUUGUUACUGGAUAAGUGUACAAGGCUAUAUAGUGUUAAAGGCAAGAAGCAUUUAAAGUCUCUGGAGACAAUCAGUGUCAAUGGCUGCUUAAGUCUGAAGGAAUUUGCAGUGUCUUCGGAAUUACUAGAGAACUUGGAUCUAAGCAAUACAGGAAUCCAAAGACUGGACACAUCAAUUGGGCUUUCAAAGAAUCUUAAAUGGCUAAACCUAGAGGGUUUAAGACUCGGGCAUCUUCCAACGGAGUUAUCUUGCUUGAAAUGUCUUAGGGAGCUGAAGCUUUCUGACAGUGGACUGGUAAUUGACAAACAGAAGCUACAUCAUCUGUUUGAUGGCUUACGAUCUCUACAAAUACUACAUUUGAAGGGUUGUAUUAAUAACUUAUUUGAAAUCCCUGACAACAUCAAGUUCUUGUCAGAAUUACAGGAAUUAAGGCUAGAUGGAAGCAAUGUGAUAAGCUUGCCUGAAAGCAUGAAGGAUCUUCAAGAGCUUGAAAUUCUGUCCUUGGAUAAUUGCAGGGAGCUUCCGUGCCUACCAGAGCUUCCACCCCUCAUCAAACAGUUAUAUGCCGUUAACUGCAAGUCAUUGGUGUUCGUGUCAAAUUUAAAGACUUUGGCAAAAAAGAUGUUAGGAAAGACCAAACACAUUUCUUUCAAGAACAGCUUGAAAUUGGAUGGACAUUCACUCAAAUGUAUUGUGGAAAACCUCCAUUUAACAAUGAUGAGUGCAGCAUUGGACAAUGUCAUAGUAAGAACAUUUCGGGUGGACGUCCACAGAUUCAACUAUAACAGUGUUGAGGUUUGUUUACCAGGAAGCAGUGUCCCAAGGCAGGUCAAUAAUACAACAACAGAGUCAUCCAUUACCAUCAAUCUUCCUCACCGUUCCAACUUGCAGGGCUUCAUUUACUCUGUGGUUCUUUCUCCAGCCCAUGGAAUGAAGAAGCAUGGCGCUAAAAUAAGAUGUGAAUGCGCCAUGGCAGAAGGUACAAAGGUUACAUGGUUAAAGACUGAUAUCACGGAAUUGAAGUCGGAUCAUGUUUAUGUAUGGUAUGAUCCAUUCCAUUGUGACAGUAUUCUCAAUUCUAAUGAACCAAAAGUUCGUUUUAACUUCCGAGUUGCAAAUGAUAAGGGGGAAGUUGAUGGUUCCAUCCGUGUUAAAGAGUGUGGGGUACACCUCAUAAGUGUUUCAGAAUUGCUCAGUGUUUUACCGGAACUGGACUUGGAUUCAGAUAAGAAAAUGGACUUGCAGAAGGGAUUGGAGAAAGAAUCAGGAAGUAGCUUAACCUUAACAUCCAAGAUCUGA
Molecule: messenger RNA, 3300 nt
Organism: Gastrolobium bilobum
Lineage: Eukaryota; Viridiplantae; Streptophyta; Magnoliopsida; Fabales; Fabaceae
Product: disease resistance protein RPV1-like
Exons: 4
Coding region: 1-3300 (1099 amino acids)
Biological process (GO): defense response; signal transduction
Molecular function (GO): ADP binding
Source: RefSeq, a predicted model, not a curated record